ACAUCGAGUCCGUUCCUCGACAGCCUCCCUCCCGAGCUGCGACUCCGCAUCUACGGCUACCUCCUCGUCUCGGCGCAGCCACUCAAAGGCCCCAUCGCACGACAAGGCAUGAGAUACAAUCUCGACACCAAGAUCCUGUGCGCAAACAAGCAGAUCUACGCCGAAGCUCGCGCCGUCUUCUUCAGCAAAAACACAUUCUACAUCUCCUCCUCAUCUCCUCCAGCCUUGUCAUCCUCCUCCUCCUCCCUAGAAGGCUCCGGCGCCUUCGAGCCGCCGCUGCAAGCCAAAGACCUGCCCCUGAUCCGGCACCUGGAAAUCGACCCGCUGUACUACCCCACGCAACUGACGACGCAGCCGGGCCCCGGCGGAUGGAAGCCCGUGUGUCCCGCGGCAGAGCGGUACAUCACGACGCUCACUCACGUGCUUUCCUUCGUGGGACGCUCGCUGCUGAGUCUCAGCUUCAAGGCGGACACGCGGCCGUAUGCGGGAUUCGCGGACGACGUGUUCGGCGCGCUUGCGGGGCUCGACGACGGUGCGGAGGAGACGCUGGAUGUGCGCAAGGUGCUCACGGGGUUCCAUGCCAUUGAGAGGAAUGCGCGAUUCCGCGAGGCGGUGCGGGAGCUCGAGGCUGUGCGGACUGUGGCUGUGAGUUUCUUCUUCCCGGAGUCGGAUUUUCAUUUUGUCAUUGAGAAGGGCGAGUUGUGUCGGCACGGGCUGUUGUUUCUUGCGAGUCAGACGAUUUUCGCACGGAGUGAGAUUAAAAUCAAGGCUUUGCUGGAGGGGAUGGGCGAGGAUGGGCUGGAC
This is a messenger RNA of Didymella exigua CBS 183.55, 804 nucleotides long. RefSeq lists its product as uncharacterized. The transcript has a single exon. The record is from RefSeq and is a predicted model, not a curated record. Lineage: Eukaryota; Fungi; Ascomycota; Dothideomycetes; Pleosporales; Didymellaceae. The annotation marks the transcript as partial.